Auxenochlorella protothecoides is the source of this 984-nucleotide messenger RNA. RefSeq lists its product as uncharacterized. The coding region runs from base 1 to 984 and encodes 327 amino acids. Gene Ontology annotation, biological process: methylation. The transcript is spliced from 4 exons. Gene Ontology annotation, molecular function: methyltransferase activity. Lineage: Eukaryota; Viridiplantae; Chlorophyta; Trebouxiophyceae; Chlorellales; Chlorellaceae. The record is from RefSeq and is a predicted model, not a curated record.
AUGUGCGUUCGCGGCCUCGAGGACGCCCAGGAGGCUUGCCUUGCGACGCAGACACCAGACGUGAUUGUGCAGUUUCAAUCCCAGACGCACGCCUACAGAUGCGUGCUGCUGCACCAGAGUGGAGCCUUCUUCCCCGAGGGCUGUGGAGUGGAGGCUGAGGAAGUUGGGCCCCGAACAGACCAUGCCGGCCCCUGCCUGGUCCUGCUCAAGGGUGUGACCCUCCCCAGGGCCGACUUUGAGGCCUGGCUCCGAGACUCAGUGAUGGAGUGGGCCGUCAUGCGCGUCUACUGGAUAAAGCAGCGGUGUGCUGACCGACAGGACGCCUUGCCCCUGGACUGGGUGCUGCAGCCUGCCGCCUUCACCCACGUGCUGGACGUAGUGGAGACGGCCGCAGGCGUCGCGUACUCCAUGAGCCCCUGCCCCCGCCUCUUCCGCACCACUGCCUGGACCCGGCCGCGACUGGAGGGCCCGCUGUGCAAGGCUACGUCCAAGCUGGCGGAGGCCCUCGCCUGGGUCAAGCACGCACCUCGCGGGGGGGUCGCCAUAGACCUCGGGGCGUCCCCGGGCGGCUGGUCCACCCUGCUCGCCUCCUCCAUGCACCACGUGAUCUCCAUCGACCCCGCCGACAUGGCCCCGGAGGCCCUGGCCCUGCCCAACCUGACGCACAUUAAGAGCAGGGUGGAGACGGCCCUGCCCCAGAUAGAGGCCGCCCUGGCCGCGGCGGGGGCGGGCGGGGGCGCAGACCUCCUGGUCUCAGACAUGAACAAGCACCCCAGCGCCAUGAUCGGAAUGGUGGAGCCCCUGCUGGCGUACCUCAAGCCGGGGGGGCACCUCCUGCUGACCCUCAAAUUCUUCUCCCGGUCGAGGGACAAGGCCUGGGACCCCACCAACUGCCCCCAGCUGGCUGGCUUCAGAGGGGUGCAGGUGGUCUGGCUGCUGGCAAACACCGCGCAUGAACGCACCUGCGUGGCUAUCAAGUGCUGA